Molecule: messenger RNA, 1713 nt
Organism: Mucor mucedo
Lineage: Eukaryota; Fungi; Mucoromycota; Mucoromycetes; Mucorales; Mucoraceae
Exons: 7
Coding region: 1-1713 (570 amino acids)
Biological process (GO): SCF-dependent proteasomal ubiquitin-dependent protein catabolic process
Cellular component (GO): SCF ubiquitin ligase complex
Molecular function (GO): protein binding
Source: RefSeq, a predicted model, not a curated record
AUGUCAGCACAACGUACCAUGACCACCACAAUCAACACUUUGAUGAGACAGUUGAAAGCUAUUCUUGCAUAUGUCGUACGCUCUUAUGCCAGCUCAAGUAAGCCUAUUGCACAAGAAGCCAAACAUCCAGAGGUUAUGGUGUUCAAGAAUUAUACACCUAUUGACCUUUUACCCUUUGACGGGAACGGUGGACCAUAUGCUAAUUUUGCUGGUCAUGACGCCUCUCGCGGUUUGGCAAAGAAUUCAUUUGACGGUGACAUGUUGACAGAUCCAAAGGAUUCUAUUGAUAAAUUAGAGGAUCUUACGACAGAAGAAUGGGAGUCUUUAAGGGAAUGGGAACAACAUUUUGGCUCAAAAUAUCUCUUUUUACCAGAUGAGUUGCAGUUAAAGAUUCUUGCACAAUUGCCAAUUCCGGAUCUUUUAAAAGCAACUGUGGUAUGCCACAAAUGGAAUGAGCUGGUUUAUGAAGGAUCUUUAUGGUCUACCAUCAACGUAACACCCUUUUAUAAGACGAUUCCUAUUGAAAGUAUCCUGAAAUUGAUUAAAUGCUCUUCUCGGUUCCUUAAAACUGCAAAUUUUAGAGGUUGCAUUCAGCUGACAGGGCAUGGGUUACGAACUUUAUCCGAAUAUUGCCCUAAUCUUCAAGUGUUGAUCAUUAAAGAUUGUAGAGGACUAUCAGCAGCUAGUAUUGCACACUUUUUACAAAGAGCCAACGAAUUGAAAGUAUUGGACGUAUCAGGUUUAGAUACGAUGAAAAAUUCCAGCCUUACAAGCACGUCGCUCAACAAACUGGAGAGGCUGAAUAUGAGUUGGUGUCGGAAUAUGACUGGAUCAGGAAUAUUAAGCAUGAUUACAAUCUGUACAAGUUUACGAUAUCUGAAAUUAAAUGGAUGCUCACAAUUGGAUGAUAUUACAAUGUCGUCCUUGGGAACUUAUUUACCCAAUUUGAGUCAUCUUUGUUUAGCAGCAUGUACGAGUCUCAAAGAUUCCGGCCUAUCUUCAUUUCUAAAAAACCAUUCAGCCUUCCAUUUAACCCAUUUAAAUCUAUCCAGCUGUGCAAAGUUAACAGAUGUUUCAUUAAGAAAUAUCGCCAUAUAUUCAACAGGGAUAUCCCAUCUGGAACUGGCUGGUUGUGUAUUAAUGACGGACUUGGGAUUCACCUUCUUAUCACCAAGGUUAAGAAGUCUUGUUCAUUUAGAUUUAGAGGACUUGCAACAUAUCACAGAUAUCACGGUCAAAACAAUUGCAAAUCAUCAGCCACAUCUCGUUAGGUUCUGCUUAUCAAAUUGUACACAAAUCUCAGACGAUGGUAUUGCACACUUGGUAUUAAACGGUAUCUGUCGUGAAUUACAACAUAUAGAACUGGACAACUGCACCAUUACAGAUGGAGUGUUAAAGUCAAUUGCUAUGUAUCUUGAGCAGCAACAAAGCAAGCUGACAAAUUCUAGUUUAUUUACGUUUAAGCCUAGAAAGAUAAAUGUGGAGGUGUUGGAUUGUUCGAAUAUUACAGAAAUAGGGGUGAAGGAAGCUUUGGCAAAGGCGAGUCCCAUGUUAACCAUCAAGAGUUUCUACUCUUUUCAAUCAGAAGCCGUUUCAACAACCCAUGAUGAUGAAGUAGAUAAUAUUCAUCGGCAUCAUAGUGGUGCCCAAACAAGAAGACGUGAUCCAUCUGCAGGUCAGCAUCACGGCUCGGGAAAUUGCAUUAUUCUUUAA